AUGACGUAUAAUUGCUUGAAAUAUCAAUUGAUUCUCUUUGGGGGUUUAUAUUUUAUUUAAAAUAGUACUUUUAUUUUAUAUUUAUUUACAAAAUUUUUAGCUUACAAUUUUAAUUAAUAUUAAAAAUUGAGCAUAGAAAGACAUAUAUUUUUCAAUUAAUUUAAUUAAAAUAAAAGUGAUGCAAACAACCAAAUAAUUCGCAAUCUUAAUUUUGUGGUUAGCUUUAUCAUUUAGAAAUACUAACAAAUUCAUAUCUAAUUUUCAUUCCUAAAAUUUAUUUGCCAUAUAUCAAAAUUUAAGAUAAAAAAAUAAUAUAUUUAAAGUAGAAAUAAGUUUUUUAAAUUAAAUGAGUUAGUUAGUAUUCUAUUUUGUUUCAAUUUAAUCUUUAAAAAAUUGAUAAAUUGGAAAGACUAAAAGAAAAUCUGUAUUUUGAUAAGUUUUACACAUAUUUAUAACAAAUUAAAAUGGAUAUAAAAGUUAUUUAGAAGAGCUUUGUUAAAAGUAAAAUUGCCUUAGAAGAGUAUAUAAGUUUUUCAGAAAGCUAAAGCGAAAAUAGCCAAAAACAACAAUGAAAAAACAAUAUUAACUGAGGAAGCGGUGAUAUUGUUUUACAUGCAACUAAGAAUUGAAGUACCAUAUGUAGCAAGAUUAGCUGUAUUUUGGGGAUUACUAGUAUUAGCGGGAGUGGCAUAUUUACUAAGAGGAAUUUAAGUUAUUGCAGUUUUAAUACAGGUGUAUUAGGUAUUCCAGUCCAUAGCUUAGCAGGCUUAGAAAUUAGUCAUAAAAUCUUAGUAAAGUUAUGCACCAGCAGCAUCAAUAGCUGAAUAAGGAAGUGUUAAAUUUUGA
Messenger RNA from Tetrahymena thermophila SB210, 846 nucleotides. RefSeq names its product transmembrane protein, putative. The transcript is spliced from 3 exons. The record is from RefSeq and is a predicted model, not a curated record. NCBI's taxonomy places the organism in Eukaryota, Ciliophora, Oligohymenophorea, Hymenostomatida, Tetrahymenidae.